This is a messenger RNA of Poecile atricapillus (Black-capped chickadee), 1552 nucleotides long. RefSeq names its product leucine-rich repeat-containing protein 17-like. The record is from RefSeq and is a predicted model, not a curated record. Gene Ontology annotation, cellular component: plasma membrane. Bases 1 to 1317 code for a protein of 438 amino acids. The transcript has 3 exons. Gene Ontology annotation, molecular function: protein binding. Lineage: Eukaryota; Metazoa; Chordata; Aves; Passeriformes; Paridae.
AUGCAAGUAGUUACUAUUAUAUUACUACUUCUUCUUUGUAAUGCAUCUGACUGUAGGAGGACAAGGAAUAGGAGUUUGAGAAACAAUGGAAGGGAAAACAUCUUAAGGAGAGCAUCUAGCACUGUUAAGCGCAAUGCCCAAGGCUUAACAUGUGAUAUUUACACUUAUCUUCAUGAGAAAUACUUAGAUUGUCAGGAAAGAAAAUUGGUUUUUGUGGCACCUGAUUGGCCAGAGGAUAUAAAGCACAUGCUGCUAGCAAGAAACAGGAUUCGUAAAUUAAAGAAUAAUAUGUUUUCCAAGUACAAAGUACUGAAAAGUCUGGAUUUACAACAGAAUGACAUAUCAAAAAUUGAGAGUGAGGCUUUUUAUGGUUUGGAUAAACUUACCACACUCUUACUUCAGCAUAACCAAAUUAAGAUUUUAUCUGAGGAGAUUUUUAUUUAUACACCCAGUCUAAACUACCUGCGUCUCUAUGACAAUCCCUGGCAUUGCAGCUGUGAACUAGAAACUCUUGUUACAAUGCUACAGGUUCCAACAAACAGGAAUUUGGGAAAUUAUGCCAAAUGUGUGCACCCAAUAGAACUGAAAAAUCAAAAGCUAAAGCAGAUAAAAGCUGAUGAGCUAUGUAGUGAAAAGGACAGGCAGGAUCCCAAAAACAUAAAACGGGAGAAGCCUGAACCUGUCAAACCAGAAUUUGAUUCCUCUUUGUGCCACAUGUAUGUGUUUCCCGUGACAACUCUGAACUGCAAAAGAAAAGAUUUAAAGAAAGUUCCAGGUAACAUACCUCCAGAUAUAGCUAAACUUGAUUUGUCCAACAACAAAAUUAGACAGCUACGAGCCAAGGAGUUUGAAGAUGUCAGUGAACUGAAGAUAUUAAACCUAAACAGUAAUGGAAUAACAUACAUUGAUCCUGCUGCUUUUUCAGGCCUCAAUAACUUAGAGGAGCUGGAUCUAUCAAACAACAGCUUGCAGAAUUUUGAAUAUGGAGUACUGGAAGAUCUUUACUUUCUGAAAAUACUGUGGCUGAGAGACAAUCCUUGGAGAUGCGAUUACAACAUACAUUAUCUUUUCUACUGGCUGAAGCAUCACUACAAUGUUCACUACAAUGGCCUAGAAUGCAAAAUGCCUGAGGAAUACAAAGGAUGGUCUGUUGGAAAAUAUGUUCGAAGUUAUUAUGAGGAAUGCCCAAAAGACAAGCUUCCCAUUUAUCCAGAAACUUUUGAUCUGGACAAAGAUGAUGAGGAAUGGGAACGACACAAAGAGCAAACAGUUCAGACAGUAAAGAAGCAUGGUGUAAUUGUCACCGUAAUAGGCUAAUAAGGGAACUCUUUCCCUUAGUAGAUUUAGAUAUUUGAUACUUUGAGAAAGGAAAACAUGCUGUUUACAUUUGUUCUAAAUAUUCUGUUGGUUUAUAGGACUAUCUGCCUACAAAGAUGUCUGUUUAUUGCAGAUACUAACUACAGAAUGACAUUAGUUGGACAGCAUCCUUCAUCUAGCAGUUGUUUUUGACAAUUUGUUCUGGACACUCCUGUGAAAUAUUUUGGCAAAUGUU